Oncorhynchus kisutch (coho salmon) is the source of this 8211-nucleotide messenger RNA. RefSeq names its product nucleolar protein 4-like. The record is from RefSeq and is a predicted model, not a curated record. Bases 832 to 2973 code for a protein of 713 amino acids. NCBI's taxonomy places the organism in Eukaryota, Metazoa, Chordata, Actinopteri, Salmoniformes, Salmonidae. The transcript is spliced from 11 exons.
AACCCCGCUUUGUGUGCGUUUCGGCUACUGGGACUGCACUUCCUGGAUUUCGGCGAGCCAUUGCGCGCACCCAUGUCCCAUCGACGCGACGGAGUUCGUGUGGAGAAGAACAAGAGCCUGUCCAUAAUAUAUACCAUUUUCUCAUAUUAAGGCUUAUCUUAGGCUAGAUCAAUUUAACGCUUUAUCCAGUAGAGAAACAGGAGAGACAUCGAUGCGCUUUGAUUUCCGUCUACGUAAGACGGUUCGGGACAGCGGCGUUCUGGUCCGAUUCAAACAGGUGGAACACGAAUCAGGUGGAGUUUGGAGGAGGAUGGUAUCACGACAGACCGGGCUGCUAUAGCCAUUCCUUCUAAUUAGUUGUGGACCCGUGCUAAAAUAUGCACUCCUUAUUCUAGCCUUACUUAACGUCAAAUAGGCUACCACGUUUUGUUGUAUCUGAUAUUCAAACGGCGAAUCUUUAUAGAUUGGAGACCUUUAACACACAGGUGGGAGAUACCCGUUUAAUAGGACGGCACUUCUUUCAGUUCCUCGGCGCAGGAUAUGAGCUACUGACAUUUGUUAUUACCCUUUGGGACAGGAGACGAACGGUUUCCGCUAACAGGUGUGAGAGUACACCAAUCGUUCAUUGCCUGAUACGGAAUCCUUCCUCAUUGUUCGCAGAAAUAUCAAUCUAACUCGUAUAUGGCUCCCUUUCUAACCAGGAGAGGGACAUUUAACAGUUAAUUGAAAUAAAUCGAUAAAUCGAAUAAAAUAGUGCAUUAUUAGUGUUUGGAGUUAUUUUUGAGACCCCGUCCUCCAAUCUAAAGGGACACGGGACAUCAGAGAGAAAUCAUGUCAACGAAAAAACCCAGCGUGGAUUUACCCAAAAGGAGCAGAAGCCCGGUGGCGUUUGAAGGAGAGAUGUUCGGGGAAUUUCAGGACUGGUGUCUCCGUACUUACGGGGACUCGGGUAAAACAAAGACAGUCACCCGGCGAAAAUACAAUAAGAUUCUCCAGACCCUUUCACACACGGAUGAGUCGGACCCUGUCUACAUCGAGAGCAACCACAUCAACGCCAAAUUCAAAUUCUGGGUGAAGUCCAAAGGGUUCCUUGUUGGGACAAUUCAAGGGGACCUGAACAAGAAUGGAGCCGCCGACAGACCUGUCCUGUAUGUCCCUAUCAAGGCGACGUGUGCGGAUGGGGGCUCUGGGUCCGACUCCUCUCUGAAGAGGGUGGCAGUGGUGGAGGACUUCUUUGACAUCAUCUAUGCCAUGCACGUAGAUAUCAGCGCCGACCCUGGCAAAUCACCCAAACACGCCGGACAGAAGAAGACCUACAAAGCGAUUGCGGAGACGUAUGCCUUCCUGCCCAGGGAGGCAGUGACCCGUUUCCUGAUGAACUGUGGCGAGUGUCAGAAGAGGAUGCAUAUCAGCCCGGGUGGAGCAGAGUUCAAAGAGAAUGACAGACCGACAUCACUGGUGCCGGAUCUCAUCGACUACAACAUGCCGCUCACCACCACCUAUCUGAAGCAGAUGAAGCUUCAGUACAUGAGUACAAAUGAGCAGGAUGAGAGUUCAGUGAGCAGUGAGGACUUUGAUAUGACCGACCCCACAUGGAUAUCAGCUGAUCACGGCCCUGCUUCCAACCUGAGUCCCCCGAACCACGGAGAGAGAAUGCACAGCCCUCAGAACUCGCACAUUAAGGAGGAGGACGACGACUCAUCCUCAGAGAGCGGCAGCGGGAACGGCAUGCACACCAUGACACCUCCGUUCGCGGGUGGGGUGGCCCCGGGGUCGGAGGGGGGAGCGGGUGGACCCCCUUACAGGGAGAUGGUAAACGGCAAUGGGCCCCCGGCCCCGCUGGACUUCAGCACCACCUCCUCGUCCUCAUCGUCCGAGGACCAACAGGCGCCGGUCAACCUGAGUGAGACCAGGCUGCCCGGGACUGCCCUGAUGGGCCCCUUCCAGCCCGACCCCCCAGAUGAGCUGCGCAGGAAGUACCCUGUCAAGCCCCUCCCCCAUGCCGCUGAGCUGCGCCUGGACAGAGACUCGAUCAGGGACUACGGCAACAAGUCUCCUCAGUACAGCUCAGGAAGCUACGACUCAUUGAAGAUGGAGACGUGUGCCGAGGACCUGACCGUGACCAGAAGUGCGGCAGCAGCCGAGGACGAUGACGAUGACCAUGAAGAUCACGACGACAAUGACAAGAUCAACGACACGGAGGGCGUGGACCCAGAGAGAUUAAAGGCCUUUAACAUGUUUGUGCGUCUGUUUGUGGAUGAGAACCUGGACCGCAUGGUGCCCAUCUCCAAGCAGCCAAAGGAGAAGAUCCAGGCCAUCAUUGAGUCGUGCAGCCGCCAGUUCCCCGAGUUCCAGGAGCGCGCUCGCAAACGCAUCCGCACCUACCUCAAAUCCUGCCGCCGCAUGAAGAAAAGCGGCAUGGAGACACGACCCACACCACCUCACCUCACCUCAGCCAUGGCUGAGAACAUCCUGGCAGCCGCCUGCGAGAGCGAGACACGCAAGGCUGCCAAGAGGAUGCGGCUGGAUGUCUACCAGGCACAUGAGGAGCAGAUAGCACUUGACAAGCCCGGUUCUCGCGAGCCGGCCUCCCUGGCCCACUCUGCCUACUCCCUGGCCGCCUCGGCCUACUCCCAGGACCAGCUCUACACCAACGGUGGGCUCAACAAUAGUUACCGUGGUUACGGGGGUCUGGGAGCUAGCAUGCAACACCCAGUCUCCCUGACAACCGCCACUGCUCAGAGCAACGGCCCUACUGACCUCAGCAUGAAGUCCCUGGGGUCAAACUCUUCAUCGGCCAGCUCAAACAGUCACGGGCGGAGUGCUGGUGUCAUAGGUGGCGGGGCCUCGGCACAGCUCAGCCCAACAGAGAUCACGGCCGUGCGGCAGCUCAUCGCCGGCUACCGCGAGUCGGCCGCCUUUUUGCUCCGCUCGGCCGAUGAGCUGGAGACCCUGAUCCUGCAGCAAAACUGAGCCGGAAACUCCUCCUCCCCGUCUCCCUGCUUCUCCCUCUUUCUCUCUGACUCUCCCACACGACCCCUAACCAACUACUCUCCCACUCACCAGAUCCAUCUGUCUGUGUUUCGUCCUCCCCCACUGACCUGUAUAUUCUCCCCGUCUCCAGAAGGGAGGCAUGCAACAGUGCUACCUUCCUCUAGUGUAAUAUUCUAACCCCCCCCCCCCUGAUUGUUUUAUCAUCAGUGCGUGGAGAGAAAGAGCACCGUCUGCGACGACUUGGGAACAGCGUUUCUCCCCCUCUUGAACCACCUGUAAAGGAACAUGCUCCCUCCCAAUCAUAACAGCUCUGCCUCACUUCCACAGCUCUGUGGAAAGAAGAGGGGUGACAGGGAGAGAGCCGGAAAUUAGUCUACCAAGUGAUGUGCAGGAGAGUGCUGGGGCUGGAGUGCUGGAGAACACUGCAGGGUUGUGCUGUGAUGAGGAGAGAACAGCGCCCCCUUGUAUGAGGAAGAGAAGUGGAUCCUUUUGGUGUGCCAGGAAGCUCAAUGUGUUACUGUACACAGAUCCCCUCAACAAGCUCGCCAUCCCCAAUAACAAUGAAAACGAGACUCUCUGAACAGUAGUAACAAAAUGUUUGUUAAUGACAAAUACUUUUGAUUUGAGAUCUGAAUUUGUUUGUUUGACUAUAAGAAGACAUUUUGAACCACUUUUUGGAUGAACAGAGGCUGAAGAAGGCUGGAAAGAAAGAGACAACUUGUUGCGCUCGGUGUAAAUAAACUCUGUGUCCUAAAGCACUUUCCCAUGAUUCAGACCUCACCUCCCCAUUGAGUAAUAAAGAACUCGAUGUGCCCGGGAGCAACACUUUAUCUUAUGCAUUAUGGAGAUGCCAUCUAUUCCACAUGGAAAUACCUCAGAUCUAUCAACCCACCGUUCGAGUACUUCAUUCCUACUUGGGUGGCGACGUCACACAACGCUCAUCACACAACACUCACCCGUUACUACCUGAUGUGUUCCGUGUUUUCAUAGACCUGCAGGAAGCAAAGUCUUAACCAUUUCAAGAAGUUUCCAGAGUAAAUAUUGUAACUAUAGUUCGAAUUUAAAACAACAAAAAAAGUAUUGUUUGUCCUGUUAUUUGUGUACUGUAAAUACUCAGUCCAUAUUUGAUUCUAGAAACACCAUGAAGAGAACACGAAAAAGCAUCAGUAAAGUGAAGGACUGGGGGGCAAGGUAGUAUUUUCCGUGGGAGACUGAACCUCUCUGACGAUAGCUGGUAGUUUUCUUAUUUUGGAGUUCCCCAUUUUUUCCAACCCUCUUGUGGCUCAUUGCUCUCCCAUCAAUUCCAGGUUUUGGUUUGUCCCGACUCAUCACUCGAUGAUACCCUGUCUUUUUCCGUGUCCGGUUCUGCAUUCCUCUCUCGAACAUAUCCCCCAUCUCUUCCCUGACCUGAGCCCAGUCCAGCUCGGUUCUGGGAGGGAUAACGUAUGUCUUUGUCUAUUGACUCUUUGAGAUGACCAUUAAUCCACGCUGCUGCUAUAUGUACCGGACUUUUGCCACAGACCUGUAACCUCAAGUCAGGACGCCAUCCUCCUGCACAACCAGAGCACCUCAAGACAACAACACAAACAAAAAGAAGAUAAAACUACUCAAAACCGAUAAGAGACUAAAAUCUUACUUUUAAAAACGUCAUGCCAUCCCAGUCAGUUGUUUCUCUUUGCUACUAGGCACUCUGGUUGAUCUUUUUGUUCUUUCAUAGGGCUGUGUUGUUUGUACAGUGACCUUUUUCUUUUUAGCUUUCUUCAUGACUUUGAAUCUCUGGAGGCAUAUAGGGAUCAACGUGCUCCUCUUGCAGCCACUCACAAGGGUGCUCUGGGCAUAUCUAUUUUACUGUGCAGUCAAAGUCUGGGAGGUUUGUACCUUUUAGAAUGAGUGUGAGAAAAAAAAAAUGCAAAAUGUUUCUUCAAGAGGCAGGCCUGAAGGGGCUGACUGUUGUGUCACUGUAAUUUGCUCCCUUUUGCACACUGAAGCAACUGAAAUCUGUGACGGAGGCCCUGCUUGUUCAGGGCUCCAUCUUGCACUGGCGAGGUGUGGCCUACUAAAGGAAAGAGGAAGAGUAUUUGCAAUGCAGUUGAUAAUCAUCCUGGCCCUUGACAGCAUAGUGUUAACGAAAAAUAAACAGUGUGGGUGCUACGAUGUUUCACAACCACCACUAUUGGGGGGGGGGGGGGGGCUUGUGUAAAUGAAAGCCAUUUGAUGUAGGUGUGCUACCUCCAUGGCCUGAGAUUGAACGGAGCACUGUGCUCACUGGUGACACACUCUGAACCACAGAACAACACCUUGAUAAAGCCACCCAGCAUACAUGUGCAAUGUCAAAUCCAAUCUCCAUAAUGAGUACACAUUGAUGUACAAAUAUUUAAUUUAUGGAAAUAUUAUGGCUAGAUAGAAAGUAGAAAAUGGACUCCCAAGACGUUCUAUUUAUCUCUGAGCAAGCUCUUGAUUAGAUCUGCGUGGUGGGUAAAAAUGACACAAACACAAGAGAAAUAUGCAAAAUGACCAGUCAAGAGGAAACCCCUCACUGUGUUCUCUCGCAACGUGGCUGUGAGGGCUUCAAAAUGUGCUUUCUUAUUAGUAUCACCCUCAUUUUUGCAGAUCCAUCCCUCACUCUGCUCCUGCCCUGGGGUCUUAGGCUACAAUUACCUCAGCACAUACAACACAGCAGUGUAUCAGUACAGUAACAUAGUAGAGGAAUUACUGUAUCACAGGUUGUUGUUUUUUUGUGGGGGGGGGGGCUAACUUAGUAGGGGAUCUGUCUUAUUCACUUCCAUCUUAAAACUGCCUUUUUUGCCACUGAGUUUUCAAAUGAUUGCCAGACACGCAGUGCUGUGGCCAAACUGUACACAGUGCUGUAAGUGUUUGUGAUCUUACAGUGCGGACGCUAGAGCCAGUGUUGUCGUCCUAUGUGUUUCCCUAUUGCCCCGGGUCAACACAGUGAUGGUUUGAUGGAUCGAACCUCUUUAGAGAUGACUGCUGGAUAUUGUAACGUUGCAUGCCACAACACAUCUGCUAUAUGGUUUUGUGAAGAAGAAGAAGAUUGUGACAGUUAUGCAUUUCUAAUAUAGACAAGGGACAGUUAAAUGUAUCUGUACAAAAGGAGUAAGAGAUGCGAUGACAUAGUAAAGAGGAUCUUGCUAAAUACGACUCCCUCCUCUGUUUGCACCCUUUGGGGUUUGCUCUGUAGUUUCUUAUAGACGGCUACAUACGUUAAGAAAACAUACUGUAAAAAUAGGCAAAGACAAUCUUGGAAAGGUGCAACUUGCUCACGGUUUGAUUUCCAUUCCUUUUCUGUGUGCAGCUAUUGCAUACAGUACGUCUUGGAGAUGACAAGAGUAUUUUAGCCAUAAUCAGAGGAUUCUUACUCAAACUUCUGACUCCUCAAGCGCGGUUGGAGCACUCAUAGUGGCCCCACUGUCGAUACACAUUUUUAUCUGAUUUCUAUUUUUAUUAUUCAUUUUGUUAUUAUUUUAUAUAUAUUUUGUAGUGCAAGUAAGUGGUCUUUUCAAAUAAUAUUUUGUACAAAAACCAACAUCUCAAGUGAAGUUACUCUGUAUGCCUAUACUGUACAUUCCAAACAAGGAUGUCAACACGUUUAACAACCGACCUGACCAGCAUCCCGUUUAGUGAUGUGACCUCAGACCAGAGGGAGUGCCCUCUGUUAAGAUUAGCAUUGUUGACCUUGUGAAUAGCGUCAAACAUGUUGUUGAUUGGAGCCAUGAUUAUUUUCCUGCUUAGGGCCAACAAGACUUUACAUGCCAGGGAAUGUGCCAACCAAGCACAGACCAAGUCUACGCCCUUAACCAUGCCCUUCAUGAAACUCCAACUCCCAGACUACUGUAUGCAUCUCUACCCCUGGGAAUGCUAUGUGGUAGUGUCAGCACUUCAGUGGAGGGGAAGUGUUUUGAGUGACGAGCAGGGGUAUUUUGCUGUGGGAAAGAUGUGAUUCCCUUUAUCAUACCGUUUUUAGCUCCAGCUGACAUUGGAUUACAUUGGAACUCAUUGACUUUACAAAUGAUGACCCCCAAUAGCGACGGUUCCAUUCGGACAGGUGCAGUUGUGGUGCUGGUCAGGGUACCGUGAAUGAAUACACACUUAAAAAAAAAGAAAUCUGCUUUGGUCAGAUGUAUAGCUCGACACAACAACAAAAAACAAUAGAAGAAGAAAACAAGUUUAUUUUUCUAUCAGGGCAGUGUACAGCUACAGUCAAAUCAAAAUGGUUUUUCCAACCAUAGUCUGUUUUAUUUAAUCAUUUGGUGGUGCUUUAGAUUCCUUGGUUCUGUUUUUAGGUUUUCCUCUUUACCUACUGUACCAGAAGCUGAUUGUCUUUUUCUCAGUUUUGAUUUGUACCUAAUACCAAUGUGAAACUGUAUUUUCCUCCUGAGUUUGGACUCAGUGGAAGUGUGAUGUUUACAUGUACAGAUUUGUUUUUGUAAUUUUAUUUAAUUUGGUCAUUUCUCUCCUCCCCACUCUGUUAAUCUAAUACCUUGUACAUUGAUGGGAAAUGGGACCGUGUCGAAAUAAGGUUAAUGUCACAUUUAGAAACUGGUUGUUGGGAGAGCUGUGUGCUUGGCUUAAGGAAAGCCCUCUCCUUAGCUGACCUGAUACACACAAACCAGGGGUCACAGUGAACUGACGCUCUGGUGUGACUACUUUACCAAUAUAUGAGAAUUUGUUCCACAGUGAAUGAUAAGCCAUUGACAUACCCUUUGCAGGGUUUUCUAGACUAUUAGUAUAUUUAGCGCGAAAAAACUAAACUGCAGACAAAAACCUCAGGAAAGGACAUCACUUUUUUAACAUGUCUUACUGAAGGGCCCAUUUCCCUCUUUGAUACCAUAUAAAUUAUAUAAAAAUAAGUAUUCUUUUUUAUAUUUAUUGUGUUAAAUAUAUAACAGUGGAUACCUUUUUCCAGUACAUGUGGCUAAAUAUCUGAAUUCUUUAGAAAAGUGUUGAUAAUAUAUGUAAAGCAACUUAAAGAUUGAAAAAAAACAACGAGAAAAAAAAACGAUUUCUGUUUGUUUAAUGCCAAACAGCAUGGGUAGUUAUUUUACCUAACAUAUCACUUUGAUUCAUGAAAAACCAAUGAUUUCAAAUUAAGCUUUCUUCGGUGUGAUGUCACUGCUAAGGUAAAAUGUUUUCAAAUCUCCCAAGCUGUAUGUCACAAGUCUAAAUAUACUAAUAAAACAGUGUGCUAUCAAACAGAAA